Priapulus caudatus is the source of this 1664-nucleotide messenger RNA. RefSeq names its product protein FRG1-like. Gene Ontology annotation, cellular component: nucleolus; catalytic step 2 spliceosome; striated muscle dense body. The record is from RefSeq and is a predicted model, not a curated record. Bases 133 to 912 code for a protein of 259 amino acids. Lineage: Eukaryota; Metazoa; Priapulida; Priapulimorpha; Priapulimorphida; Priapulidae. The transcript is spliced from 8 exons. Gene Ontology annotation, molecular function: actin filament binding.
UGUUUCUUACAGUUCAACCAACACAAACAAAACCCAAAACCUCACAGUUUGCACAUUUUAUCAUCUCAGCUCUCGCAUUUUAUUAUCUAACCUCUCAUAGCCUAACUUGUACUGAGUUAACAGUCUUUAGAGAUGUCUGAGUACUCACUCGUUAAAGGAGGAAAGCUCAACUUGAAAGGCCACAAAGAGAAGAAAAGGCACAAGAAGAAGCGGAAACGAGUUGAAGAACAUGAAGACAGUGAAAUGGUUCAGGACAUUGCAAGUCAUGAUGGCUGGUGGGCAGUGGAGAAGUUUGAUGAAGUCACAGGAUCGGUAGCAAUAGAAGUGAGGCCACACACGUAUGUCAUUGCACUCGACAAUGGCUUGUUUACGACCGGGCCGCCACACGAUGAAGGGGAAGGUCCGAACCCAGAGGAAGUGCUGACGGCAGUGCGUGUAUCCGACAGCAAGGUGGCGCUAAAGUCUGGCUACGGGAAAUACCUCUCCGUUGAGAAGAGUGGUGUCGUUGCUGGUCGAUCAGAUGCAAUCGGGCCGCGUGAAAUGUGGGAGCCUGUGUUUGAAAACGGCAAGUUAGCAUUGUUGGCUUGUAACAGUUGCUUCCUUUCCUGCACUGAAGAGGAUGGGGAUCUCAUAGCUAAGAGUCCCAAGGUCGAGGCAAAUGAAAUCAUAAAGGUCAGAACGAAAGCUGAAAAACAGACGGAAAAGAAAGACAACCAGCCAGACAUUGAUAAGGGCAGUGUGAAAUUAUCAGAACUCUCCUAUGUGAAAAUGUUUCAGAGCUUUCAGGACAGGAAACUCCGGGUGAACGAAGGGGACCGGACGAACCUUAAGAAGGCGAAGGAGGAUGGUUCACUGCACGGGAUGCUGCUAGACAGGAGAGAAAAAAUGAAAGCGGAUCGAUACUGUAAAUAAGACAUCUGCCAUCUGUUACUGAUUGAGUGUAGAGCUACCAAGACAUAGCACUGAUAGCAGAGCAGCUGGUUUUCAACAUGGUAAAUGCGUUGCCAUUACCAUCUUUCAUUCUGCAAAGCACAUGGCAGUUUUAUUAGUAUAGAUUUAGGCAUAUAUUGAUUAUAUUCGAUGUUUCAUGAGAGUUGGGAAGACUGAACAAUGCUCGUAGAAGGAAUUGUCGUGUACUGUCUCGUAGUAAUCACUACAGAAUGGUCGUUAUAUUUCCAUUUCAAUUCUCGUGCUUUCUGUAUUUGUACAUGUGAGAAAAACCUGUGUGUGCCAGUGAUAGGUAUUUUUCACCAACUUAGGGCAAACUACGUCUGGUUGGGGGUGGAGUGGUUGGGGCAUGUGAUGUCGAAGGGGUAUGAGGGUUUGGGAUAGAAUGUGAGAGGGUAAUAAAGGCAUUGGAAUGGUUAAGGGGCUUGGUGCUGGAAGGAACAGGUGGGUGGGAGUUGGUGAAUGGAGUAAAGGGGGCGUGUGAGCAUGCGUGCUGUGUGUGAGUGUGUGAGUGCAGGGGGGGGGGGGUGAUUGUUCUACUCCAGUAGUUAAUGCAAUAACUAGAUUUCACGAGUAGGCAUGAUUGUACAGGUGACGAGUACCAUUUUCAGUUACUUAUCAACCAGAUCAGCUCCAUACGAUGUGAAUUUUUAGGAAUGUAUGACACUUCAUUUUAAAUAAACAAUGUAUAUGCUAUUUUUUAGCAAGAAAAUGAA